AUGCAUUUCAUUUUCAUGGUGAGCGUUGUCAUUCUGGCCUGCAGCGUUUUGAACACCCAAGGGUUUAAUCCAGAUUGUAACCUUCCUAAGGACGACGGGCCGUGCAGAGCAAGGAUUCCAAGUUUCUACUUUGAUAAUGUUACCAGAACGUGCCAUAUGUUUAUGUAUGGUGGAUGCGAAGGAAACGGAAAUAAUUUUGAGAGUCCAGAACAGUGCAAAGAGGAAUGCGAAGCAAAGGACUAAACCAAGCCCGAAUGAAGCCUCUCUAAAAUCAUGCAAGAGGAACCUAUGCUCGGUCAAAUAUGCG
This is a messenger RNA of Ixodes scapularis (black-legged tick), 307 nucleotides long. RefSeq names its product isoinhibitor K-like. The transcript is spliced from 3 exons. Gene Ontology annotation, molecular function: serine-type endopeptidase inhibitor activity. Lineage: Eukaryota; Metazoa; Arthropoda; Arachnida; Ixodida; Ixodidae. The record is from RefSeq and is a predicted model, not a curated record. The coding region runs from base 1 to 243 and encodes 80 amino acids.